This is a messenger RNA of Prorocentrum cordatum, 1794 nucleotides long. NCBI's taxonomy places the organism in Eukaryota, Dinophyceae, Prorocentrales, Prorocentraceae. The record is from the annotation of a GenBank genome assembly.
AUGUCUCGCAUCCAGUGCACCCACGUCGGAUCGCUGCCCCGCCCCGCCGCCAUGGUGCCGGUGGUGCGCGGCGACGUGCCGGAGCCUGCGGACUGGGACGAGCAGCUCCGGGCGGCCACCGCGGGCCUGCUGAAGAAGCAGUUGGACGCUGGCCUGGACUUCAUCAACGAUGGCGAGAUCUCGCGCCGCGACUACGUCAGCGCGGCGCGGGCCCGGAUGAGCGGCUUCGGCUCGAAGGCGCGCAGCGCCACCGCGGCAGACCUGGAGGAGAGCACGGAGUACGCGGAGCGCUUCAAGGGCCGCAAAGGCCUCCUGUCCCUCGAGAAGGAGACGGUGAUCGAGAACCCCGCGUGCGACGGCGAGAUCACCUACCUGCCGGAGGGGCUCAAGAACCUGGAGUGUGAGAUCGAGCGCAUCGUCGGCGUGAUAGCUGGCUCCACCGCCACCAAGUCCAGGCCCAUGAGCCAGUACUUCUUCUCCUCGCCCUCGCCAGGGACGCUGACGACCUUCUUCCCGAACAGCGGGAAGCACUACAAGACGCACGAGCAGUACAUCCGUGCCCUCGGCAAGGCCAUGAAGACCGAGUACGAGCGCAUUGCGGCCGCGGGAUUCAGUCUGCAGGUGGACUGCCCGGACCUGGCCAUGGGCCGGCACACGGCGUUCAAGGAGCAGAGCCUCGAGGAGUUCAAGAAGACGGCGCUGCUCCACGUGGAGGUCCUCAACGAGGCGCUCGCGAACAUCCCCGCGGAGCAGUGCCGGGUGCACGUGUGCUGGGGCAACUACCCGGGCCCCCACGAUGCCGACGUGCCCCUGGCAGAGGUGGCUCCCGCCAUCAUGAGCGUCAAGCCGAAGUUCAUCUCCCUGGAGGCCUGCAACCCUGGGCACGCGCACGAGUGGGAGGUCUUCCAGACCGUCCGGCUGCCGGAGGACAAGGUGCUGCUCCCCGGGGUGCUGGACACCACCACCGCCCACAUCUCGGCACCCCCGGCUUGUCGCGCAGCGCCUGCUGAACUACGUCCGCCUCGUGGGCGUGGAGCGCGUGAUGGCCUGCACGGACUGCGGCUUCUCCACCGCGGCCGGGGCGGUGAACGUCCCCGAGGAGCUCGUCUGGAAGAAGAUGCGCUCCAUGGUGGAGGGCGCCCGCAUCGCCACCGCGGAGGCGACAGGCGGCGGCGUGCCGCGGCCGCUCGAGGAGAAGGCCGAGGGGGCCUCGAAGCGCCUGCGGAGCGAGUAGAAGUCGAGGGGGCCGAGGACGAGCUCCCGCGCCCGCGGAGCCGGGCGCGCCUCCGCGGCGCCCCUCCGCCGCCCUCGCCUCCUCCGCCGCCUCUCCCGUCCGAGCAGCGGCGGCGUCUCGAUCGUCUUCGGUCCUGCCCCUCGGCGCGCGCGGCGUGGCGGCAGGGGCGCGCGUGCUCGGGGGGGGGGCCAGUGUUCUUCUGGGCCGCCCAGGCUCGGAUGGGGUCCGAGCGGACGGGGCCAGAGAAUCGCGCCGCUUCGCCGAUGCGCCGGCGACGCGGCUCGACGUGGAGCCCGAUCUGUUUCCGCCCUCGUCCUCCGACCACACCUGCUCGACCCCCCCCCCCGGGCGGCCUCCGAUGCUCGGCCCGCCGGCCUCGCCGUGCCUGCGGGCUGCGGGCGCCCGAUGCCGCCGCACGCUGCCACUACGCUCAACACAUCUGUCAUUCAGCAUUUUUGAAUGUGCGCGUGCCUGUUCUCUCGCGCCUUAGGCGGCACGCAUUUGCGGCCGCGUCUUCGCUGAUUCCCCCCCUAUUGCUCCAUCUUUUUUUUCAGUUUUGA